Mycena indigotica is the source of this 840-nucleotide messenger RNA. Its product is annotated as Short-chain dehydrogenase/reductase 2b. The record is from RefSeq and is a predicted model, not a curated record. The transcript is spliced from 2 exons. The coding region runs from base 1 to 840 and encodes 279 amino acids. NCBI's taxonomy places the organism in Eukaryota, Fungi, Basidiomycota, Agaricomycetes, Agaricales, Mycenaceae.
AUGUCGUCCGAAAAGAAAAUUGUCUUCAUCACUGGCGCCAACACCGGGCUGGGCUACGAGACCGUCAAGGCUUUGUAUGCCUCUCCCGAGUCGUACCACAUCGUCGUCGGCACUCGCACGCUUUCCAAUGGCGAGGAUGCGAUUACCCGUCUGAAAUCCGAGGUUCCCAACAGCUCGUCGACUCUUAGCACUGUUCAAAUCGACAUCACCUCUGACGCGUCAAUUGAAGCCGCCCUGGCCACGAUAAAGAGCGACCACGGGAAGCUUGACGUGCUCAUCAACAACGCCGGCGCUGCCUUGGACGGCGAGCUGACCCCCACCACCCCGGCUGCCCAGAUACGCUCAGUAUUCAACAAAACCUGGGACCUCAAUGUCAGCAGCCCCCACGUUCUUACCACGCUGGCCAUGCCUCUCCUCCUCGAAUCUUCUGACGCCCGUCUCGUCUUCAUGUCCUCAGGAACGGCCUCGAUUUGGGAGACGCUACCAGAGAACUGGGGCAAUAUGCACCACCUUCCCCGCCUCAAUGCCAGUCCCGAGAAGGGCUGGCCAAAGCCCGCCAACUCGCCCAUCUCGAGGACGGCCUACCGGUCCGCAAAGGCGGGACUGAACAUGCUGAUGCGCGAAUGGGCCCGUGUUCUGAAGGACGAUUCGGUUAAGCUGUGGGGCGUCAGUCCAGGCUUUUUGGCUACCGGGUUGGGAGGGCACGGCAGAGAAAUGAUGUUGAAGAUGGGUGCGGAAGAGCCGAGCGUCGGUGGGGAGUUCCUUCGCGACAUAGUCCAAGGGAAAUACGACCAUCAGGUUGGCAAAGUCAUUCGGGCGCAAGGUAUACAGCCGUGGUAG